AUGGCAUUCAAAUUCGUAGUAUUCGCCGCCUUCGUAGCCGUAGCUCGUGCCGGAGCUAUCGGUUAUGCCGCCGCUCCAGUGGCUUACUCUGCCCCCUCAGCCGUAGCUACCUCUUACUCUUCCAUCGCUCACUCCGCUCCAGUAGUAUCCAAAUACGCCGCCGCUUCAGUCUACACUCAAUCCUACGCCGCCCCAGCUUACACUCACGGAUACGCCGCCCCUGCCGUAGCCACCUAUGCCUCCCCAGUCGCCCACGUAGCCUACUCUCCAGUCCAAAAGACCAUCGUCGCUGAGGCUCCAGCUAACUACGACUUCGGUUACUCCGUAAACGACCCACACACCGGAGACAGCAAAUCUGCCCAAGAAACCCGUCACGGAGACUCCGUACAAGGAUCUUACUCCCUCAUCGAGGCUGAUGGCACCAAGAGAACCGUAGAAUAUACCGCUGACGGACACAACGGAUUCAACGCCGUAGUUCAUAAAGAACCAGCUCAUGUAGCCGUCAAAGCCGUAGCCAAAGUAGCUGUAGCCGCUCCAGUCGCCUACGCCGCCCCAGUAGCUCACUACGCUCACGCCGCUCCAGUAGUAUCUCACUCUUUCGCCUCUCCAGUCAUUUCCUACGCUGCUCCAGUACAAUCUUACUACCACCACUAA
Brassicogethes aeneus is the source of this 654-nucleotide messenger RNA. NCBI's taxonomy places the organism in Eukaryota, Metazoa, Arthropoda, Insecta, Coleoptera, Nitidulidae. The record is from the annotation of a GenBank genome assembly.